AUGAACAUUAAACAGUACAACAUUGAGAUAUGCAAGCGCAAAGAGCUGGGUGUGUGUUGUUCAAAAGGUUCAGUGACCAUUGACUGGCUGGUCGACAAAUCAGGCUUUCUCCCAGCGGAUUCAAUCUUCAUAGAAGGCUCCAUACAAAAUGAUAGCAAGCAGAUGGUUGCACAUUCAUCGGUCUCACUCAUAAUGGUUGUUGAUUGCAAGCAUAAGAACCGUCGCCUGGUUGAUCGUGUGAGAGUGGUCCACAAGGAUGGCAGCCCUGUGAUGGCAGACGACGUCGCCCUCUGGAAUGACGUCAUUGUCGUUCCGCAGUGCCAUCCUUCCAGUUUGGAUAGAUGUAAAAUGAUUGAAAUCUCUUAUGAAUUGGAGUUUAAAGUGAGUCUGUCAUCGAACAGUCUCCUGCAGGCAUCAACGAACAAUGCAGCAGUCAACAACUCAACAUACAACAACAACAACAACACUCCCUACCAAACCAUAGUCUACAACAAAACAAUCUACAUUGGCACCAUCCCACUGACUACAUACCAUCAUCCAAGACCCACCCAGUCCCAGUAUGCACCUCUCCCCAUAACCUACCCUCUGCACACAACCGCACUUGUAGCUGUCCAGCCACUGCCCAUGCAAGCACUUCAACCUACUGCCAUUUUGAUUCCAUACUACUCCAGUGCAUUGAACUAUGGUCCUGGCUCCAUGUUGGCUCCCAUUCAUGGAGGAGCUGCAGUCAUCAUUUCUUCCAGUUGCAGUACCCCCUUCCCCAUCACCGCCUCAUCAGAUCCAGCACCCGCACAACCACCAUCAUCAACACCACCACCAUCAUCAUCAUCAUCACAUCUGUCUCCUCCAUCAAAUGAUGAUUCUGUGAUGCGAGUGAAUGUUGAAGAACCACACGCUAGCAACCCAUCCAAGGAAAAAACUGAUGAUAAUGAUGAUGAUAAUGAUGUUGGUGGUGGUGGUGGUGGUGGUGGUAGUGGCAACAAUAACAAAAACAUCAUUGAUGAUAAAUAUAGUAGCGACAACUCUAAUUUCGAAGCUAACAAUGCUAACAACGAAACUGACAACAAUAACAACAGUCACAACGAUAACAACGAUAACAACAGUAACAACGAUAACAACAAUAACAACAAUAACAACAAUGACAACAAUAAAAGUGGGGUCGAUAAUAAGAGCAAUAUCGGCGAUAACUUGAAAUUCACCUUACAAGUGAUUGAGUUGAAGAAAAACGUUAACACUGAAAAACACGGUCCCCAUGACAAAGAUGAAACAUCCGAAGUUGACCUCAUUUCAAUAAAUAGCCUCUGCACUGACCUACAUUCGACCAACGACAGAGCCAGUGCGCCUGGUUUGAUGACACUGCUGAGAUGA
Molecule: messenger RNA, 1368 nt
Organism: Helobdella robusta
Lineage: Eukaryota; Metazoa; Annelida; Clitellata; Rhynchobdellida; Glossiphoniidae
Exons: 5
Coding region: 1-1368 (455 amino acids)
Source: RefSeq, a predicted model, not a curated record